AUGAAAGGAAAUGGUAAACCAACAACAGUUAUUAAACUUCAAGCAAAACCAGCAGGAGCAGCACCACCACCACACUCAGCUCAACCACCACAACCACCACAAGCAAGACCUGUAUCACAAAUCCAAAAUAGACCACCUCCCAGUACCAAAUGGCAAUUCACCAUUGCUGGUGGACAACCACACCCACCAAUGAAUAGACCCCCACCACCAGUCGCUGGUGGACAACCACACCCACCAAUGAAUAGACCUCCACCACCAGGUCAACCACCAAUGAACAGACCUCCACCACCAGGUCAACCACCAAUGAAUAGACCUCCACCACCAGGUCAACCACGUCCACCACCACCUGGCCAACCAAAUAUGCCACCACGUCCUGUCUCACAAAUGAAUGGAGGUGCUCCUACUGUAGGAGGAGGUGUAGGUGGCCCACCACCAAAACCACAAAGACCUGGUGUACCACCACCACCUGGCCAACCAAAUAUGCCACCACGUCCAAUGACCCAACCUCCAAAUGGGGCUGCUCCACCACCAAAGCCUCAAAGACCCGGCGCUGGACCACCACUCCCACCAAGAUAA
Dictyostelium purpureum is the source of this 576-nucleotide messenger RNA. RefSeq lists its product as uncharacterized. NCBI's taxonomy places the organism in Eukaryota, Evosea, Eumycetozoa, Dictyosteliales, Dictyosteliaceae. The coding region runs from base 1 to 576 and encodes 191 amino acids. The transcript is spliced from 2 exons. The record is from RefSeq and is a predicted model, not a curated record.